AUGUUUCCUCGGAGUCUGCCAAAAAAUAACACUUCGGCAAAAGCCGAUGUACCGAUACAGUCUAAGUUUGAAUGUGGGUCCGAAUCCAAGAAGCCUAGAAAGCAAUUUAAGAGAAUAAGGACCGUUGAGGGUAGCUGUAACCAAUGUCUUAAGCAUCGAGUCAAAUGCUCAUUGGACAAACCCUUAUGUAAGAGGUGUCUUAAGCAGGGACUUGAUUGCAAUUAUGACCGAUUCAAUUUGAAAUGGGGUAAAGUGCUGAAUAUCAAUUCUGUAGCUAGUUCGAAGGGUGGUGGUGGUGAACUUGAAGGUAAUACAGGUAAGAACAACUUCUACAUGUUCAGUGGUCGCAAUGCAAAGCCUCUAUUCACAUUGAUCAGAAGUAUCAAUGACAAAGAAAAAAGAGUUGUUUCUGUGGCUGAUAAUAGUACUACGAAAUCAGUGAGGCAGAGUUCAUCGACGCCUUCAACUCCUAAUACCGCUAUUAGUUCAUCCGCAGAACCACGGGCAGCAAGUCAGGAGCAGAACACUAGCUCCGAUAGCUCUAGAGAGUUUGACUAUUUUAGAAACGUUCUCAUUGCAAAAUUGCAUGCUUUUGGAAAGUCUCUGGAUGAAUCAGGGCUGGAAGUAGCUCAAAACAGUCCAAUCCUCCAGAAUAUGAUCAGUACACUUACCGCAUGUUAUAUCCAUAAUGGCAGUCCCGCCAGUAUCUCCCUGGAAGAAGUACAGCAGAGGAAGGCUCAUUCAAUUCAAAUGUUGGUGGAUAAGAUCCGACAAGAGACGGCUCACGCAGCCGAAAAUGGGGCUACUUCAAAGUCUGAUUUGAAAGACAUGGAAGCCCUAUUGGAUGCAUGUAUUUUGAUGAGCAUCUUGGAUAGUGUGAUUGACUGUACCAAUUUUAACAUUGUUCCUACCCAUUUAUUUGGAGCAAGAGCUAUUCUUAAUGAGAUCGUCAAAAGAAAUCCAAACUUCCUUCGCUGUCUUAAGACCGGUAGUCCUUUAACCGCCCGUCUAUUUUCACUAUUUGCCACUAUGGAUCUCAUCUAUUGCAUUCUCUCAGGAGAAUCGGUCACUUGCAUGCCCCAGAAUGGCUGGUUCAGCUUGGGAGAUUGUGAUUGCUGGUUUGGUGUCAUCGGCUCCGGAGACCCUUAUUUGCAGGUGAUGGAGGCACUCUCGUUUCUAACUAAUUCGCAGCUACUGCUGAAGACUGGCAACUUACCCUUGAGUUUUAUGAACGAUUUAGAGGAACGAUUUUCUCUCUUGUUAAAGCUAAGUACACCUAAGGUGAACUCUCCUUGGAAUUUGUUUGUAGCAGGUUACGCUGACGUGGGUCUCGUCUACUACAGUCGGGUCAUUUUAGGUGCUGGCAUUGAUGAUCAGCAGGUUCAAUCUACUGUGAGUACGUUUCUUUCAAAGCUGAAAUCGGUUCCCGAAAGUUCUACUGCCGGUGACAAUGCUUCAAGUAUUUUAGAUCACUGUCUGCUCUUUCCUCUAAUGGUCUUAGGGGCCCAUUGCGUUCGGCAAGAUCAACAGGGAUUCGUUCGGAAAUGGAUAGGCAGAGCACUGCCUUCUUUGAGUUUCCAGAAUAUCGGAUCACUCUCCGUGUAUUUAGAUGGGCAGUGGGCCAUUACAAGUUGUCUUUCGAAUCCCUCAUCCGAUCCAGCCAAUAUCCAGACUGUUCGACAGUCCACUUGGUGGAAUCUGUUUGCAGAUAUAGCCAAAAAAUCGAUUAUAUUUUAA
Messenger RNA from Brettanomyces nanus, 1737 nucleotides. RefSeq lists its product as uncharacterized. The record is from RefSeq and is a predicted model, not a curated record. The coding region runs from base 1 to 1737 and encodes 578 amino acids. Gene Ontology annotation, cellular component: nucleus. Gene Ontology annotation, molecular function: transcription cis-regulatory region binding; DNA-binding transcription factor activity, RNA polymerase II-specific; zinc ion binding. Gene Ontology annotation, biological process: positive regulation of transcription by RNA polymerase II. NCBI's taxonomy places the organism in Eukaryota, Fungi, Ascomycota, Pichiomycetes, Pichiales, Pichiaceae. The transcript has a single exon.